Molecule: messenger RNA, 801 nt
Organism: Prorocentrum cordatum
Lineage: Eukaryota; Dinophyceae; Prorocentrales; Prorocentraceae
Source: the annotation of a GenBank genome assembly
GCGAGCGUCGCCGCGCAGCAGAUGUCAGACGUGAAGUCUGCGGCCUACCAAAUUCAGCGGCUCGGGUACAAGGUCGGCUCGAUCAUCAAGCCGCGGAAGGCCGGCCAGAACAGCAGCGCCUGCGCGCUGUGGAUUAUCAAGGAGAUCGGCGAGGCCAUCGCCACGAAAGCACCGACAGGAGUCCACGCAAAUGGCGAACCUCUCGCGCUCGCGCUUGGUAACCUGAAGGACCUGCGGGUGCCCGCGACGGCCAAGCCUCAGGAGGUGCUGACGUUUAGCAACAUGCUGCCGUCGCCGAACACCAGCUGGCGCAUCGAGCACGUGAAGUCUCAGAUUUGUUUGUGCCUCACUGCAGCGAGCGAGGAGUCCGAGACAAAGUUCGCGGGGCUCAAGAUCUACACGAAUCCGUUCGCCCUGCAAGCGCUGCAGGACUUCGACCCGAACGCUCUCGCGAUGUCGCCUGCUGUCGACCUAGGAGCCCUCAUGAGCAAGCCCCCGACGGCACCCCACUUGAUGCCGCAAUUCGUCACGGGGAAGCAGAGUGGCCAGAACUUCGUCAGCACAUUCUUCUGCGUGCCCACAGACAAAUCCCCGAAUAUGUCCAGGGUCAAGGCUUCGUGCGACAUUCAGCUCACGAUGCACCCUGGCGACACCCCUGAGCAUUUUGCUAUCCAGCUUCCAGUGUUGAAGAACACUGCUAAAGUGAAGGCAGGCACAUUUUUGUCCCAAGGGUGCGCGCAGAAGCGCACUCGCGUUGGCCCUGACGUCAACGAACAGUCACCCGCGAAGCGUGGGCGCUGA